This is a messenger RNA of Salvelinus fontinalis (brook trout), 3695 nucleotides long. RefSeq names its product ATP-dependent 6-phosphofructokinase, muscle type-like. Lineage: Eukaryota; Metazoa; Chordata; Actinopteri; Salmoniformes; Salmonidae. Gene Ontology annotation, molecular function: identical protein binding; monosaccharide binding; AMP binding. Gene Ontology annotation, cellular component: cytoplasm; membrane; 6-phosphofructokinase complex. The transcript has 22 exons. Gene Ontology annotation, biological process: fructose 6-phosphate metabolic process; canonical glycolysis; fructose 1,6-bisphosphate metabolic process. The record is from RefSeq and is a predicted model, not a curated record. Bases 158 to 2500 code for a protein of 780 amino acids.
GUCAGGCAAGCAGGGAGAGUGAGGGGAGAGGAGAGAGAGAGAUAUUCUACUGCACUAUACCAUACACUAUAACAGCAGGGCUACCAGGAUCAAGGCUAAUUAUUCUCUGUAGUCUUUUCCUUCCUUCCAUUUUCUGGUCACAGGCAGUUCCAGGACCAUGGCACACCCUAAAAACCACAACAAGAUGGGCAUUGGCCGCUCCAUCGCCGUGCUGACCUCUGGAGGCGAUGCCCAGGGUAUGAAUGCUGCUGUGAGGGCCACAGUCAGAGUGGGCAUCUACACUGGGGCCAAAGUCUACUUCGUUCAUGAGGGUUACCAGGGUUUGGUGGAUGGAGGUGACAAUAUCAAACCUGCCACCUGGGAGAGUGUGUCUAUGAUGCUGCAGCUGGGUGGCACUGUGAUUGGCAGUGCCCGCUGUAUGGACUUCAAAGAGAAGUGGGGGCGUCUGAAGGCCGCCUGCAACUUGGUCAAACUGGGCAUCACCAACCUGUGUGUGAUCGGUGGUGACGGUAGCUUGACUGGUGCUAACCAGUUCCGUACAGAGUGGAGCGAGCUGCUGGCUGACCUGACCAAACAGGGUAAGAUCACGGCGGAGGAGGCUAAGCGUUCUUCUCACCUCAACAUCGUGGGCAUGGUGGGCUCUAUAGACAACGACUUCUGUGGCACUGACAUGACCAUUGGCACUGACUCCGCCCUGCACCGCAUCAUAGAGGUGGUGGACGCCAUAACGACUACUGCACAGAGUCACCAGAGGACCUUUAUCCUAGAGGUGAUGGGCAGACACUGCGGCUACCUGGCCCUGGUGACUGCUUUGGCCUGCGGUGCUGACUGGGUGUUCAUCCCAGAGAUGCCCCCAGAGGACAACUGGGAGGAACAUCUGUGCAAAAGACUGAUUGCGCAAAGGGAGCGUGGUUCCCGUCUGAACGUCAUCAUCAUGGCAGAGGGAGCCCAGGACCGUAAGCAGAAACCCAUCACCUGCGACCAAGUCAAAAAUCUGGUAUCCAAGAAACUUGGCUUUGACACCCGUUCCACCAUCCUGGGACACGUACAGAGAGGUGGCACCCCCUCUGCCUUCGACAGGAUCUUGGGUAGCAGGAUGGGUGUGGAGGCUGUGAUGGCUCUGUUGGAGGCCACCCCAGAAACCCCAGCCUGUGUUGUCAGUCUUUCUGGGAACAUGGCCAUCAGGCUGCCGCUCAUGGAGUGUGUCCAAGUUACUAAAGAUGUGACCGUAGCCAUGGCUGAGGGGAGAUUUGAAGAUGCUGUGAAUCUCAGGGGAAAGAGCUUUCAGAAUAACUGGAACACAUACAAAAUGCUGGCUCACGUGACCCCUCCAGAAGUGAAGAGCAACAUCAAUAUUGCCAUUGUAAAUGUGGGCGCCCCCUGUGCUGGGAUGAAUGCAGCAGUGCGUUCAGCUGUCAGGGCUGGUCUCAUCCAGGGACACCAGAUGCUGGCUAUAUACGAUGGCUUUGAUGGCCUGGCUAACGGACAGAUUGAGCCUAUCACUUGGGCUCAAGUGGGUGGAUGGACUGGGAAGGGAGGGUCCAAUCUCGGUACCAAGAGACACCUGCCAGGUAAAAACAUUGAGCAAAUCAGCCUGAACAUUGCCAAGUUCAACAUCCAUUCUCUGAUCAUCAUCGGAGGCUUUGAGGCGUAUCUGGGUGGUCUGGAGCUGGUAACAGCCAGGGAGAAGUACGAGGAGCUGUGUAUCCCCAUGGUGGUCAUUCCCGCCACCGUCUCCAACAAUGUUCCCGGAUCAGACUUCAGCAUCGGCGCUGACACCGCCCUCAACACCAUCACCACGACUUGCGACAGGAUCAAGCAGUCUGCUGCUGGCACCAAGAGGAGAGUGUUCAUCAUUGAGACCAUGGGGGGAUACUGUGGCUACCUGGCAACCAUGGCUGGCUUGUCAUCUGGGGCUGACGCUGCCUACAUUUAUGAAGAGCCUUUCCAUAUCCGUGACCUGGAGCUGAACGUGGUGCAUCUGAUAGAAAAGAUGAGGACCUCAGUGAAGAGAGGUCUCAUUCUCAGGAACUCUAAUGCCAACGACAACUACACCACACAGUUCCUCUACAACCUGUACUCAGAGGAGGGCAAGGGCACGUUCGACUGCAGGAUGAACAUCCUGGGACACAUGCAGCAGGGUGGAACCCCCACUCCCUUCGACAGGAAUUUUGGCACCAAGAUGGGAGCCAAGUCUGUCCUGUGGCUGACUGACAAACUGAAGGAGUGCUACAGACACGGUCGUAUCUUUGCUAACACAUCAGAUUCUGCCUGUGUGCUGGGCAUGAAAAAGAGAUCCCUGAUCUUCCAACCCCUGGAGUCCCUCAAGGAAGACACUGACUUUGAGCACCGUAUCCCAAAGACUGAGUGGUGGCUGAAGCUGAGGCCGAUUCUGAAGAUCCUGGCCAGGUAUGAAGCUGUGGAAAUAGACACCUCUGAGGCGGCUGCCAUGGAGCACAUCAUCAAGAAGACAGGCGAAAUCAAGGGGGGCAAAAUGUAAACAAACCAAAUAAACACACACAACCUCACAUAAACACAUACAUACACACCCUUAGUCUUGCACCUAGACCCGCCCGCACCUAUGAGAAGAAAGGAACCUGAGGAUCUGUCUUUUUCAGCGAUCUAUUUCCUGUGUUUGAGGGGUGCAAAAUCCACUUGUCACUUAAAUCUGGCUGGAUUGAUUGCUUUCAUUUUAAUCCUGUGACUCUUUCAUACUCUUGCUUGUGCCAGUCGUUUUUACUCGUUAACGUUACGCCCGUGGAAAUGUUUGUAAUGACCUGUCAAACACAUCCCGGUAAUGGCUGAAAGGGGCUCAAUGGAAAACAUUGUAUUUCCAUGGUAUCUAUAAGAACGCUAAACUUUGUCUGAGAUUAAACGCAUAGUCUCGCCACUUGCAUCACAAGAAAGAGAAGAAAGAUAACUUUAUUUUGAUGGGUGUACAUUUUGUGCGGCGCUGAACAAAGUUAUAAUUUAAUAGAUUUGAAAAGUUCACAAAAGAGAUGCGCUAAAAUGAAAGCAAUUUCCGAAAAGGAACACUCUGUAAACUAUGUAAAGUAUUUAUAGAUAGGUGUAAUCUGUUCUAAGACAUAUUGAAAUUUGACAAUAAAUGUAAUACCUGAAUUCCCACCAAAAUCCCUGAACUCCAUUAUUUGUCCUUGCCAGUAAAAUGUUUUAUGUGCUAUAAUUCAGUCAAUAUAUAAUGGAUACAUUUUCUUCAAAAAGUUUGGAGUAUCUUCAACCAUUGUCCAACUGUUGCAUUUAUUGGAAUUGUUUUUAAAACCUUUUAACAAUUUUGUUAGUAACUAGUAGUUAGUUGCUAGGAACAGUCAACCAUUCAGUCAACUGAUGGGUGUAUCAUAUCAGUACAGUACCAGUGGUUAUGAGGAAAAGACUGUACAUACAGUUUGUUGUGUGGAGCUUUGAACUAUUCUACAUCACAGAAGUUAUUCUACAUCAUUCUGCAGCUGGCAACCCUUAAACAAUACUGUGCAGAUCUCUCAGCAAAGUCAGAGUCUAACACUUAUCUGACAACCACAAACACCCACAGUGUUCUGUUUCCUGUGUCUGGUGUAUUGCCUUCUCCCCUGUUUGUAUGGCAGAACAGUUUAGACCUUAAUACUUCUUUCUUCCAUUGAAACUGAACUAGGACAUGUAAUAAAACGUUCUGUUUAGUUUUCUGGACUAUUUAAGAUUUG